This is a messenger RNA of Mytilinidion resinicola, 418 nucleotides long. RefSeq lists its product as uncharacterized. Lineage: Eukaryota; Fungi; Ascomycota; Dothideomycetes; Mytilinidiales; Mytilinidiaceae. The transcript is spliced from 2 exons. The coding region runs from base 78 to 374 and encodes 98 amino acids. The record is from RefSeq and is a predicted model, not a curated record.
AGCACGUAUACACGCAAGGGGUAAACCCUGAUGAGGUCAGCAGGUCAGGCUCUAUACUCGAAGGAUAUCUGCGGGCUAUGCCGAAGCUUCAAUCAGCACUCAGCUCUGGAACUUGUGUGUUGGUGGUUGCUCCGUCAGAGAAAGUGGAGUGUAGAAGUGACGGAGGAACCCUGGCGUUGAGCCUCUUAUAUAGGCCCAAUUCUCGCCUGCUAUUCGGAGCAGUGAGCUCCUUGGGAGCAGUGAGCUCUUCGGGGCAGCGCAGCGCGAAGAAUGUGGAGCAAAGGAUAUCUGCGGGCUAUGCCGAAGCUUCAGUCAACACUCAACUCUGGUACAUGUGUGUUGGUGGUUGCUCCGUCAGAGAAAGUGGAGUGUAGAAGUGACGGAGGAACCCUAGCGUGGAGCCUCUUAUAUAGGCCCA